UCCGCCACCAGCGCGAGGCCUUUUACGGAACUACACAAGGACGGGGUUAUUUUCCCCGGGACUUUUAACCUACAUCAACGCGCCUUAUCUCAACUAGUCCGCUUGAGCGAACUAGCCGCUUGUUAGCAUUUUGGCUCCAGCUGGUCGCCGGUCAAGUCAAGCUGCGCUGCGGGCGGCGACUACCUCAGAAGACGUAAUGGGCUUGCACUCAUCCCAGAAGAAGCAUUUCCCCCUGCGGGGGAUUGACGGCGUGGUUCAGCUUUUCGACGCCGAGCUCCGCAAGUCCGAGCCGGACCUGGCCCUCCUCUCUCUGGUCCUGGGCUUUGUCGAGCACUUCCUGGCCGUGAACCGCGUGGUGCCCAUCAACGUUCCCGGCGUGCGUUUCGAGCCGCUGGAGCCCGAGUGCCCCAACUCGUGUUUCCCCACCGUGGAGCUCGGCAUGAUCUCGGCGCUGUACGAGCGCUUCACGGCGCAGAUCCGCGGGGCCGUGGACCUUUCCCAGUACAGGAGGACUGCGGGCGGGUCCAGUCGAGAGCUGGUGAAGAAGGUGUCCGACGUGAUUUGGAACAGCCUCAGUCGCUCGUACUUCAAAGACCGCGCCCACAUCCAGUCUCUCUUCAGCCUCAUCACCGGGACCAAACUGGACAGCUCGGGGGUGGCCUUUGCGGUGGUGGCGGCCUGCCAGGUCCUGGCCCUGAAGGACGUACACCUGGCCUUGUCCGAGGACCACGCCUGGGUCAUCUUCGGCAAGAGCGGCGAAGAGACGGCCGAGGUCACGUGGCACGGCAAGGGCAACGAAGACCGGCGAGGGCAGACGGUCGCGGCGGGUGUCAACGAGAAGAGUUGGCUCUACUUGAAGGGCUCCUACAUGAAGUGUGACCGCAACAUGGAGGUGGCUUUCAUGGUGUGCGCCAUCAACCCUUCACUGGACCUGCACACCGACAGCUCAGAACUGCUGCAGCUUCAGCAGAAACUACUGUGGCUCCUCUAUGAACGAGGGGACCUGGACAGGUAUCCUAUGGCAAUGGGGACUCUGGCGGACUUGGAAGACCAGGAUCCGAUGCCGGGCAAGGAGAGCCCGCUGGAAAUCCACCUCAAGGCCGUGGGUUCGGCCCAGAAGUAUUACAACAACGAGCACAUCUACCCCUACAUGUACUUGGCCGGCUUCCACUACAGGCACAGGAACGUGCGGGACGCGCUGAGGGCCUGGGCCGACGCCGCCCAGGUCAUGCAGGACUUCAACUACUUCCGCGAGGACGAGGAGAUCUACAAGGAGUUCUUUGACAUCGCCAACGACGUCAUUCCCACUCUGCUCAAGGAGACGGCCGCCGCCGCCGAGAGUCCCUCGGACGGCGCCGACGCGGGAGACGCGGAGCAACCGAAGCAGCAGCAGGCCGCGGCUUUCUCGGCACUGCAGGACCCGGAAUGCUUCGCCCACCUGCUAUGCUUCUACGACGGCAUCUGCAAGUGGGAGGAGGGAAGCCCCACGCCGGUGCUGCACGUGGGCUGGGCUACCUACCUGGUCCAGUCCCUCAGCCGCUUCGACGCGCAGGUGCGUCAAAAAGUGUCCAUCAUCAUCAAGGAGCCCGAGUGCCAGGACGAGGACGAUGCGUCCAGCGAGGACCCGUGGGAGGGGCGCAGGCGAGUCCCCCGCAGGGAGUCCAAGCCGGAGGAGCAGAACUCCCCCCUCCCCGCCGCCCCCAACUCCCCGGCCUCCCAGGGGGCGGCCCCCGCGCCCAAGAAAGCGGCAGAGGCCGGCGCCCGCCGCCGCUCGGAGGGGAAGCCGAGGUCGCCCGACGCGGCGGCGCUCUCCCCUCAACCGCUCCACCCGCCCGCCCCCGUGGUGGCCUUCCAGAGCGAGAAGAUGAAGGGCAUGAAGGAGCUGCUGCGUGCCGCCAAGGUCAACUCCAGCGCCAUCAAGCUGCAGCUCACCGCCCAGUCUCAGGUCCAGAUGAAAAGGCAGAAGAGCACGCCGCCGGGCGAUUACUCCAUGUCCUUCAUGAAGAGGCAGCGCAAGUCGCUGUAGGACGCGGGCGGACAAACCCGCGCGCGUUCCUUUCAAACGUCCUCCUGCUGCCGUAAGCCAAAAACCUCUCUCGGUGAUUCUUUCACAGCCACGCUGAGGUUCUCAAACCAAUUCAUUCGACAACAUUGCUUUUGGGUCAUUUGUUUAAGAGAGGGCAAGAAAAAGAAAACGCAGUCAAGACUCUCCGGAGCUUUUUGCUAACAACCCAGGCCAAAGUCAGCACCUCCCCGACAUACAACGAUUGUCUCACUGUCACUUCAGCAUACACGUUGACGCCCAUGUCCAGGUACUACUUUCCUAUCGGACAAGGCUUGGGCACCUUCUCGUGGCAUCCAUCAGAAAGAGCACAAAAAAAAAAGCUCGGGCAAUAAGUCGCGAUGGGUUCAUCGGCGAGCGGUUACAUAUCAGACUUCACGUCGCCAAACCAAUUGACUUUGCCGCAUCACGACAUGUUGGAAAGGCUGAACGCUGGGAAAGUUCAUUUAGUAUAGUUACUGUGUAACAUUGUCCACUUCCACGUUAAGAAUAGCUCCUUUCUUGCUAGCUUGAUGUUGCCUUAUUUGCUUUUUUUUUUGUUUUAGUUUUGACUCAGGUCACGACGGUAAUAUAGAGGAAAACCCACGAGGUUUUGUUUGCUCAGAACCGCAGGAUGUUGCGUUCAGUUGUGGUUUGCUCUUUGGAUUUUUAGUUUUUGCAAUUAAGAAAAAUAAAAAAAAGUGGAAGCUGA
Syngnathus typhle (broad-nosed pipefish) is the source of this 2753-nucleotide messenger RNA. RefSeq names its product multiple endocrine neoplasia I (gene men1). Gene Ontology annotation, molecular function: transcription cis-regulatory region binding; Y-form DNA binding; chromatin binding. Gene Ontology annotation, cellular component: chromatin; histone methyltransferase complex; nucleus. The transcript has 10 exons. The coding region runs from base 197 to 2026 and encodes 609 amino acids. The record is from RefSeq and is a predicted model, not a curated record. NCBI's taxonomy places the organism in Eukaryota, Metazoa, Chordata, Actinopteri, Syngnathiformes, Syngnathidae. Gene Ontology annotation, biological process: negative regulation of cell cycle; negative regulation of cell population proliferation; regulation of transcription by RNA polymerase II.